Messenger RNA from Magnusiomyces paraingens, 945 nucleotides. RefSeq lists its product as uncharacterized. Gene Ontology annotation, cellular component: cytoplasm. Bases 1 to 945 code for a protein of 314 amino acids. Gene Ontology annotation, biological process: tRNA wobble position uridine thiolation; protein urmylation. The record is from RefSeq and is a predicted model, not a curated record. The transcript is spliced from 2 exons. Gene Ontology annotation, molecular function: thiosulfate-cyanide sulfurtransferase activity; URM1 activating enzyme activity; nucleotidyltransferase activity. Lineage: Eukaryota; Fungi; Ascomycota; Dipodascomycetes; Dipodascales; Dipodascaceae.
AUGUCUCUUGAUCUUGACGAAUAUUUGCGAUAUGGCCGCCAAAUGAUUGUUCCGGAAUUUGGCGGUCUAAAUACCCAGCUGGAUCUCAAAAAUGCUUCUAUCCUUAUCAUUGGUGCAGGCGGUCUUGGGUGUCCUGCUAUUGCGUACCUUGCUGGCGCAGGUAUCGGCACACUCACCAUUGUUGAUGGUGAUACAGUCGAGGCUUCCAAUUUACACCGACAGGUGGCUCACAGUACGGCCACGGUGGGAGAGUACAAGGUCGUGAGCGCAGCAAAGUUUGUGGCCAACUUGAAUCCUCAUGUUAACGUAAGGACUGUGACAAGCCACUUAACUUUGGACAAUGUGUUUGAUGUGAUUAGAACCGAAGAUGCAAAGACAACGGAAACCGGACCAUGGGACUUUGAUGUGAUUUUAGACUGUUCGGAUAACCCGGCAACAAGGUAUCUUGUGAAUGACGCGGCGGUUUUGGCCAAAACUCCUGUUGUUUCAGCAUCUGCGCUCAAAACAGAGGGCCAGCUGUGUUUGCUAAACUUCCAAGGUGGGCCAUGCUAUCGGUGCUUGUUCCCAGUCCCGCCACCUGCCAACUCGGUGGUUGCUUGUGGCGAUGGCGGGAUUUUGGGGCCUGUUGUUGGUAUGCUGGGUGUGUAUCAAGCUUUGGAGGCAAUUAAGAUUGUGGCCAAAAUUUACGAGGGCCCCGAGCCAAAGCAGCAGUAUACUCCAGCGCUAAUGCUAUUCUCUGCAUUGUCUUUUCCAUCAUGGAGAAACAUUCGCAUGCGCGGUGCAAAGCCUGGGUGUGCCGCAUGUGACCCUACCUCACAUGUAACGCGUAAGGAUAUUGAAACCAGAGACUAUGUUGCUUUCUGUGGGCACGCCGAUGCCCCACGGAUACUACCCGAGGAGCGUAUUUCUGCCGGGGACUACGACUAUGGAUGGCACCAAGCUUAA